AUGAAAGACACUGCAAACUCAUGCACAAUUGCGACAGCACUCAUCGUCACUAUUGUGUUUGCAGCCGCAAUCACUGUUCCUGGUGGCAACUAUGACACCGGGCUCCUCAUUUUCUCUAAAAAGACAGCAUUCAUUGCCUUUGUGGUUUCAGAUGCAAUCUCUCUCUUCACGUCCACCACUUCUCUGUUGAUGUUCUUGUCCAUCCUUACUUCUCGCUAUGCUGAAUCAGAUUUUCUCCAUGUUCUUCCCAAGAGAUUGAUAAUUGGUCUGUUUACUUUGUUCCUAUCCAUAACAACCAUGAUUGUGGCCUUUAGUGCCACACUCUAUCUUGCAUUUGGGCAUGAUAAGCUGUGGAUGCUUAUUCCGGUGGCCGCAUUAGCCAGUUUACCGGUCACGUCUUUCGUGUCACUCCAAUUUCCCCUCCUUGUGGAUCUCAUAUCGUCGACAUAUGGUCCUGGAAUUUUUGGCAAGCGAAGUGAUCAGCCCUUUUACUAA
Rhododendron vialii is the source of this 495-nucleotide messenger RNA. Its product is annotated as ankyrin repeat-containing protein NPR4-like. The transcript has a single exon. The record is from RefSeq and is a predicted model, not a curated record. Bases 1 to 495 code for a protein of 164 amino acids. Lineage: Eukaryota; Viridiplantae; Streptophyta; Magnoliopsida; Ericales; Ericaceae.